AUGGUCGCCUUCAAGUCCCUCACUGCUUGGCUCUUGGCCGCCUCGGCGAGGCUUGUCCUUGCGGCUCCAUCAGCCUCGCUUGACUUUAAGAUCGACAAGAGAUACGUCGAGGUCCGUGAUGAUGUUACGUACAAUGUGUUCGAGCAUGCCGCAACAGGCACAAAGAUGUCCUUCGUCAAUAAUUCAGGAAUCUGCGAGACCACGCCGGGGGUGAAUCAAUACUCGGGCUACCUCAGUGUCGGCACAAACAUGAAUAUGUGGUUCUGGUUUUUCGAGGCACGAAACAAUGCGAGCACCGCACCCUUGGCUACAUGGUUCAAUGGUGGCCCAGGAUGCAGUUCGAUGAUCGGACUCUUCCAGGAGAACGGCCCAUGCCAGUUUUACAACGGCGCAUCUACCCCUUCUCUCAACCCAUACAGCUUCAAUGAGUAUGCCAAUAUGAUCUACGUCGAUCAGCCCAUUGGUACUGGCUUCUCAUACGGCACUGACACUGUCACAUCAACCGUUACCGCAGCGCCAUUCGUGUGGAAGCUUCUCCAAGCAUUCCUAACCCAAUUUCCACAGUAUGAGAGUCGUGAUUUCGGCAUCUUCACAGAGAGUUAUGGUGGACAUUACGGUCCAGAGUUUGCUAGUUACAUCGAGACUCAAAACAGCGCAAUUGCCAGUGGCAGUCUCCAGGGUGAAAAGAUUAAUCUUGUUGCCCUCGGCAUCAACAAUGGUCUAUACGAUGAGACGAUCCAGUACAAGGCUGAUAUCGAUUUUGCCUACAACAAUACCUACCGCAAACUCAUUACUGCUGCUCAACAGACGUCGCUAAACAAAGUCUACACAUCCAAGUGUCUUCCUCUGCUCAAUAAAUGCACCGGCCUCACUGGUGCCGACGCAUCCUGCGAACAGGCAUACAAUACCUGUAGCGAGGACAUUGACGAUGUAAUCUACAACAGUGCCGACUUUGAUCCGUAUGAUGUUCGCGCCAGCAGCAAUGACCCGAAUCCACCUGAGACAUACGCGACAUAUCUUGCACGGGCUGACGUCGUAAAGGCGAUUGGAGCUCAGUCAACCUAUCAGGAAUGUCCUAACAGUGUCAACCAGAAGUUCUUCACCACCGGUGACUAUCCUCGCUCGUUGGUUUCUACCCUUUCGACUGUGAUUCAGUCGGGGAUUCGUGUGCUCACAUGGGCUGGUGAUGCCGACUUCAUUUGUAACUGGUUCGGCAAUCUUGACGUUGCCAAUGCUUUGACCUACUCGGGAUCAGCUCAGUUCAGCGCCAAGACACUUGCGCCGUACACAGUAGGCGGUACAGAGCUUGGGCAGUUCAAAUCAGUGGACAAUCUUAGCUUUAUUCGAGUGUACGGAGCAGGUCAUGAGGUCCCUUACUAUUCGCCUAAACUUGCUCUUCAAGCUUUUACUCAGACGAUGAAGGGACAAGCUGUUUCGUCAACCUAA
Molecule: messenger RNA, 1446 nt
Organism: Truncatella angustata
Lineage: Eukaryota; Fungi; Ascomycota; Sordariomycetes; Amphisphaeriales; Sporocadaceae
Product: Alpha/Beta hydrolase protein
Exons: 6
Coding region: 1-1446 (481 amino acids)
Biological process (GO): proteolysis
Cellular component (GO): fungal-type vacuole
Molecular function (GO): serine-type carboxypeptidase activity
Source: RefSeq, a predicted model, not a curated record